AUGUCCGACAACGCCAAGCACGACGCCACCGCCGGCGCCUCGACCGACAUCGACGGCGACUUUGGCUCGGGCUCCUCGACCAUGCCCGCCUCGACCGCCGCCGCCACCGCCGCCGCACAGCGCGCCAAGGCCACCCACACCAGCCCUGGCAACAGCGGCGUCAUCACCGUACAGCCCCUCUCGCGCUCCGAGAUGCAGCCCUCGUACAAGCAGAACCUCGGCCUCGAGGACGUCGAGCACGGCUUCUACGGCUCCAUGAUGAACGGCAUCGGCGCCUUUGCCGGCUUCUUUGGCCAGAUCCCCUGCUGCUUCUGCUGCCCCAACCCGUUCAAGGAGAUCCAGCAGGGCUCCGUCGGCCUCGUCUCGCGCUUCGGCAAGGCCUACCGCGCCGAAGACCCCGGCCUGGUCCAGAUCAACCCCUGCUCCGAAUCGCUCCGCAUCGUCGACGUCAAGAUCCAGAUCAGCCCCAUCCCCUCCCAAACGGUCAUGACCAAGGAUAACGUGUCGACAAACAUCGAUUCAAUCAUCUACUGGCACAUUUCCAACCCGUACCGCGCAGCGUACGGCAUCAGCGACGUCAAGGCGGCGCUGGUGGAGCGUGCGCAGACGACGUUGCGCCACGUCGUGGGCAGCCGGACGCUGCAGAGCGUCAUCUCGGACCGCGAGCAGGUGGCGGCCGAGAUCGAGGAGAUUGUCGAGGGCGUCGCGGAAAAGUGGGGCGUGCAGGUCGAGAGCAUCCUGAUCAAGGACAUCAUCUUCAGCAAGGAGCUUCAGGAGAGCCUGAGCUCGGCCGCCACGAGCAAGCGCAUCGGCGAGUCCAAGGUGAUUGCCGCGCGCGCCGAGGUCGACGCCGCCCGCCUCAUGCGCCAGGCCGCAGACAUCCUCGCCUCGCCCGCCGCCAUGCAGAUCCGACAGCUCGAGGCGCUCCAGGCCAUGGCAAAGGCCGCCAACUCCAAGGUCGUCUUCGUGCCCAUGAACCUCGACGGCCCCGGCGCUCAGGCCCUCGUCAACAGCCAGGGCGUCGAGCCCAUCUCGUCGGCUGGUCCCGCCGCCGCCUCGACCAGCGCCACCCGCUCCGGCGGCCUCUCGGUCCAGGACGCCGCUAGCAUCAACCAGCUCACCCAGAUGUGA
This is a messenger RNA of Pseudozyma flocculosa PF-1, 1131 nucleotides long. RefSeq lists its product as uncharacterized. The transcript has 2 exons. The record is from RefSeq and is a predicted model, not a curated record. The coding region runs from base 1 to 1131 and encodes 376 amino acids. NCBI's taxonomy places the organism in Eukaryota, Fungi, Basidiomycota, Ustilaginomycetes, Ustilaginales, Ustilaginaceae. Gene Ontology annotation, cellular component: plasma membrane.